This is a messenger RNA of Bradysia coprophila, 1565 nucleotides long. RefSeq names its product U3 small nucleolar RNA-associated protein 18 homolog wicked (gene wcd). Gene Ontology annotation, cellular component: Pwp2p-containing subcomplex of 90S preribosome; small-subunit processome. The record is from RefSeq and is a predicted model, not a curated record. NCBI's taxonomy places the organism in Eukaryota, Metazoa, Arthropoda, Insecta, Diptera, Sciaridae. Gene Ontology annotation, molecular function: protein binding. Gene Ontology annotation, biological process: rRNA processing.
GCCUACUGUCAUUUUCGAUACAGUGUGUGUGUAUUAACCAACGUGCGCCAUUUGGUCAGUUCUUUUUUUUUAAUUUGAAUCAAUAUUAAAUGCAAAAAUGAGUAGUGACGAUGAUGACCGCGAAUUGUUACAAAUCCAGCAACCCGAUGCUGCCCUGAACAAUGAGAAAGAGGACAGUGCCAACGAACACAUUGUGUCUGAAAGAGGAAAGGAACUCGCAUACAAAGUUUUCGGUAAUAAAGAACAACUUCUGUCGAACCUAUCCAAAGCUGUAAAUGAAACUGGCUCAAAGAAACGAAAGAAACGACAACCGCUGUGGCAUGACUCGGAUGAUGAGCACUUGGAAGCUGAUGAUGUUAUUGAUUACGGCAAGAAAGGCGCUCCAACGGUCAGAAAAAUUGGCAAGUACAAGGCUCACUUGGAGAACACAUUUCAGAACGUUCUUGGGGCACCGAAAUGGGCCGACUUAGAUAGGAAAAAAGAAAGUGAUUCGGAUGACGACGAUGCAGUCAUUAGCCGUACAGUUGGUCUAAUCAAACCGCACACAUCAGAUAAACUGCCGUCAACAGUUCUACAAUUUAAGAGAUUAAAAGAUGUGAACAGAGCUACGUAUGCAGAGGGACCUGGAAUAACGUCGACCGUCUUUCAUCCAACAUCAACUGCGGCUAUUGUGACUGGAUACUCUGGUGUUGCGACAAUUUAUGCCAUUGACGGGAAGAAGAAUGAGAAACUGCACAGCAUUACAUUUGAGAACUUUCCCAUCAAACAGUGUAGCCUUACGAAUUCCGGCAAUCAGGCGAUAAUCGGUGGCAGCAAAAAGUACUUUUACACAUUCGAUCUUCUCACCGGUUCGGCACAACGAGUCUUUCUACCGAAAAACAUUACCAAAAUGACACAAUUUCAAUUGUCUCCGUGUGGAACCUAUCUGGCAGUCGUCGGCCGUUUCGGUGAGGUGCACAUUUUGAGUGCCACCACAAAGGAGAAACUCUUCACACUGAAACAAGAGCAUCCAUGCGUGGCGCUGGCAUUUUCAACCGAUUCAACCAAACUGUUCUCACACAGUUCGGAUGCUGAAGUAACCGUAUUCGAUAUGAAAAGUCGCCUUGUCGAGCAUCGAUUUUGGGACGAUGGAUGCAUUAACGGUUCCACCAUAGCAAUAAGCCCAAGCGGAGAACUACUGGCUACCGGUAGUAGGCAAGGAGUGGUGAACGUGUACGAUUUGCGGCAUAGUCUAACAACCAAGACACCGACACCACUGAAAGCUGUUAUGAAUCUGACCACAGCCAUUUCAUCGAUCAAAUUCAACUCGACAUCGGAAAUAUUGGCAAUGUCGUCGAAUUGUAUUGCUGAUGCUGUCAGAAUGGUACAUUUUCCGUCUGGUACUGUGUUCAAUAACUUCCCGGGCGUUUUAUCCAAAUUGGACAAACCAACCGUUUUGUCAUUUUCACCGCAAAGUGGAUAUUUUGCGAUCGGCUGUAUGGCUAAGCAGGUGUCCUUGUACCGGUUGAAGCAUUACAAUAACUAUUAGGGUCUGAGAAUUGUGACGGUUCACUGUACAAAUGAAA